This is a messenger RNA of Ctenopharyngodon idella (grass carp), 3408 nucleotides long. It is a transcript of the gene tmem121ab, whose product is annotated as transmembrane protein 121Ab. Lineage: Eukaryota; Metazoa; Chordata; Actinopteri; Cypriniformes; Xenocyprididae. The transcript is spliced from 2 exons. The record is from RefSeq and is a predicted model, not a curated record. Bases 1600 to 2550 code for a protein of 316 amino acids.
GAGAGCGAGAGCGCGCAAGCAUUCGGGAAUGAGGUGAAUUGCAUCGUGAUUUCAUCCGAGCGCAGCUGCGAGACACACUGGAAUCCAAACAGGCUUUUUUUUUUUUUUUAAUUUGCAAACGUUUGUUUCCGAGGCUUUUCCUCUCAACAUCAUCCUCGUGCAAUGCUUGAGUGUUUUCUGUCUCACUACAUGAGUUGGAUUUUAAUACUGUGAAGCCUCAUGGAAUCAGAUGCCGGACGGGUUUGGUCUCCUGCUGGAUUAAAAGCAUCAUUCAGUCAGUUCAACACAGCGCACAGCAACUGAGCUCUGAGGUUGUGUCAGAAGAGCAGGCGAGGAUGAAACUGAAGCCCAGUAAAAGAGAUUCCCCCUGGGGGAGCCAUAGACAGAUGUGGUGCCCCUGGAGCCACUGACCCUGUGUCUGAAUGAUCUAUGGAUAGAGACCACCAGCCCUCAAGAGUCAAUCUUCCAUUGGCAGACACGAACAAAUGUUGCUUGGUAAUUGCUGAGUAUCUACAGUCUGAACAUUCGGUUCCUGGGCUGCAUUUUCUCAAAGUUACCUUGCUGUUACAAGACAAAACGACCUACCACAACUGUGCUUAGACGUUAAACUCUGACUCGGUAAUUGUUGAGCAUCUACAGUCUGAACAAUCAGUUCCUGCAUUCCCAUUUUCUCAAAGCGCACCUCAAAGUUCCCUUCAUGUUACAAGAAAAACGGCCAACUCACAAUCCAGCAAAUGCAUGCAAAGCUUCCGGGAAAGCCCAUGUAUCCUCACAUCACCUUCCAAUUGCAUGACCGUGAAAGAGGAAAGUUAUGGCGUCUCAUUGAGAAUGCUGAGGUCGGGCAGGCAUGCGGCCUAGCAGGAUCAAUACAACCCCGCUGAUUAAUGGGCAGAUUUCUCUUCCAUUUAGUGUGUCAGAGAAGAAUCAUCUGCCAAGACCAAGAUUGUGAAUUCAGGUCUCUUCGGUCUUUAAGAGUUGCAUUUCCAUUGCAAAGUAAUCCUGCUCUGGACCUUUUUUGGAACUUUGUAUCAUUUAACACUGCUUCUCCGGAUUUACAAUCAAUACAACCCUUGCAAAGCAGUGUGAAUCAAACUGUCAAGUCUGGAGCAAUUGGUUUUUGUAGAAUAAGUUCUUUUCACUUUGUUCUUUGGGGUCAAGUUUAUGAUACUAGACAUGCAAAUGCCUUCAAAGUUCACCAAACUGGGAUAAAAAGAAGCCACUCCAAACAGCACAGCAAAGCUUGAAACAAGGUCUCUUCAGUAUUUAAGUGUUGCUUUUCCAUUGCAAAGUAAUCCUGCAUUGAACUUUUUUUGGGGUGUCAUUUAACACUGCUUCAAAUUUACAGACAGUAUGACCCUUGUCAUUUGGGAGCCAUUGGAUUUUUAGUAGAAUAAGUUUUUUUCACUUUUUGUCCUGGGUCAAGGUUACGAAAUAUUGGAAAUGAAAACGCCUUCAAAGUUCAUCAAACUGGGAUGAAAAAGCAGCUGAUCCAACCAACCCAGCAAAACUUGUCCUGUAACUUCAAGAAUCCCUCAAACCCAAGUGCAACGGAGUGGACGACAUUGCUGUGAGUGAUUGCAUGUGGUGGUGGCCCUCAGCAUGGUGUUGCCACCACCGGACAAGCGGCAUGUGUGUCUUACCACCUUUGUGAUCAUGACCAGCAUGGCCUUCAUGGACGCCUACCUGGUGGAGCAGAACCAGGGCCCACGAAAGAUCGGGGUCUGCAUAAUUGUCCUGGUCGGGGACGUCUGCUUUCUUAUCGUCCUCCGCUAUGUGGCGGUUUGGGUUGGAGCAGAAGUGCGGACGGCUCGACGGGGAUACGCCAUGAUUCUGUGGUUCCUCUACAUCUUUGUGUUGGAGAUCAAGCUUUACUUUGUCUUCCAGAAUUGUAAGGCUGACCGAAAGAGUCUGGAGACUGUCGCCCGGAAAGCUUUGACUUUAUUGCUGUCUAUUUGUGUGCCAGGCCUCUACCUGGUUCUGGUGGCUCUGGACAGCAUGGAAUACGUCCGUACCUUUAGGAGGAAGGAGGACAUGAGGGGUCGGCUCUUCUGGGUGGCUUUGGACUUGCUGGACCUGCUGGAUAUGCAGGCAAACCUUUGGGAGCCACAGCGGACGGGUUUGCCCAUUUGGGCUGAAGGUUUGAUGUUCUUCUACUGCUACAUUUUGCUUCUGAUUCUUCCCUGCGUGUCCCUGAGCGAGAUCAGCGUACAGGGCGACCAUGUAUCUCCCCAGAAGAUGAUGCUCUAUCCUCUUCUCAGUCUGGUCACCAUCAACAUCGUCACCAUCCUCAUACGUGGCGUCAACAUGGUGCUAUUCCAGGACAGCCGGGUUUCCACCAUCUUCGUCGGCAAGAACGUGGUGGCCAUCGCGACCAAGGCAUGCACCUUUCUAGAAUACCGAAAACAGUCGCGAGAAUUCCCGAAUCGAGAGAACGCAACAGGAAUUCCCAUGGAAGUCCAGCAGAACUCUGUGGGACACGGACAAGCUCUUCCAAAUGCUACGAGCCUCCCACAUGAACCCACUCCAGCACGUGAGAUUAUGGAUACAUGACCAAGGAACCAAAAAGUCUUUUGUUUGACGUAAUUGUACUUGGAGCCAACAAGGAGCAUUCGAACCAACAGAUAUGAACUGUUUUGGGGUACUUCGGUACAACAUUAUAAGGUGCUCCGUCCUGUUCUUGACUGAGGUAAAUCAGACAAUUUUGAGCUGUUCUGUUCAAAGGAAAACAUUCAGUGUUUUAUAAUUCAUUCUCCUCCAUCUUCUCCACAGUUAGCAAUGAAAAAGUGUUGUUUUCUUUCUGUACAGUAGUGCAGUGACUGUGGUACAAAAUACUUUUCCUGUUUGAGACCAAACUCUUGCUCCCACAUCCACUUAUAUGUGUCUGAAUUCCUGUUGUAGAUGCAUCAGAUAUUUUCCUCUCUUGCAAGUACAGAAUGGUGGAACUAGAGUGUAAGAUUGAGGGAACUAGAUAGGUGAGGUUGAUGAUUAUGACCAAAUGUUGGGGAGUAGUCCUACAUGCCUGCAGUAUGUGUUUGCUCUUGUGUUUUAUGAUGUGUUAAUGACAUUAAAGAAAUGAGAAUGAGUAAGAAAGUAAGAAAUUUGUAUCCGAUGACUAUAUGGAAUUCCUUAGGAAAUAAGUCAGUGAAUGCACUUCCAAUUGAUUGGUAUAUGGAUUAUUAUUAUUAUUGUUACCAUUAUAUAUAUAUAUAUAUAUAUAUAUAUAUACACACCAAUUGUGUACUUGCUUUUUUACAUUUUUGUUUGAGGAUUCAGCUGUUUAAUAAAAAAAAAAUUAAGAAAAAAAAUGUUUUUGCUAUUGCUUAAAAGGGCAACAAAACCUCAAGAUAUUUGGUGAAGAAGCAAAAAGACAACAUUAAGUUUUGUUAUCUGAAAAAUGUAAAAAUUAAG